Molecule: messenger RNA, 1316 nt
Organism: Tribolium castaneum (red flour beetle)
Lineage: Eukaryota; Metazoa; Arthropoda; Insecta; Coleoptera; Tenebrionidae
Exons: 6
Coding region: 17-1222 (401 amino acids)
Biological process (GO): sensory perception of smell; detection of chemical stimulus involved in sensory perception of smell
Cellular component (GO): plasma membrane
Molecular function (GO): odorant binding; olfactory receptor activity
Source: RefSeq, a predicted model, not a curated record
UAAUUACUGCAAUUAUAUGAAAUAUAUACGUGAGGUUGAAAAUAUAAAAGCGGGAAUUUUUUCAUCCUGCGGCAUAGUGGCUGAAGAACAGCGAGUUGAAAUGUCGGAAAAAAAUCAACAAGAUUAUUUUAAAAUCCCUGAUAAAUGUUACAACUGGAGUGGUGUUCGAGUGUCGAGUAACGCACUUACUAAAUUUGUUUCACUCUACAUACUUUACCCUCUGAUGCUGAUUUUGUACUUCAUGAUAAUUUACAACAUUCGCUUCAAGAAAAACAUUUCUGACAUUACGGAAGUGUUUAUUUCAAUCAGCACUUUUACAAUUAUAACUUUUCGCAAAACUCUCUUAAUCAGAAAUGGUUCCAUAUACGAAGAUAUUUUGAAGAAACAGUCUCAUUACUGGAAAUAUUACAUGUUUGGAAAACCCACAGAGAUGAAACUCCGAAAAAGUAUGGAGUUUUGCGUCAUGGUCAUCAAAUUUCUUAUUGCGAGCACAACAGGAUCUAUAAUAUUUCACAGCAUUAUUUCACCGAUAAUUGAAGGAAAAAUUGUUUUACCCCAGCCUUGUUGGGUGCCCAACAAUGAUCCAGUUGCUAACGACAUUAUUUUUGCUUUGGAAAACAUUUUUUAUAUGGAAGGUACGAAUUAUUUGGUUGUAUUUGAUGGCCUGUAUUUACUGAUGACUGCAAAUCUUAAAACCCAAAUGAUACUUUUACGAAAAGCAGUUGCAUCUAUUAAUUUUAGAGAAGACGAAAAGACAACUUGGGCAAAACUGAAAGAAUAUUGUGAAUACCACAAAUUUCUCUUGAGAAUACAUGGAAAAAUUAACAAAAUUUAUUCUGCGUUUUUUCUAAUGACUUAUGUCUUCACCAUUAUGGGAACAUGCACACCUUUGUUCGUUAUUUUUUACGAAGAAGCUGAUAUGGUAUUACUGGGUAAAAGCGUAUUUAUUGCACUUAUCCUAAACACUUUGCUUGUAAUGACCUUUAUUCCUGCUGGUGAAUUGGAAAUCGAAGCCGAAAAAUUAUCUUUUGAAAUUUAUAGCAUCAACUGGUACGAAACGAAAAACUUAAAAAUUCGUAAGUUUGUGCUAUUUUGGAUAAUGCAAACGCAAAUUCCCGUUCAAAUGUCAGGAGGUGGCAUGCUGAUAGUUAAUCGACCUCUGGUGCUUCAGGUUCAACGCAUUGCUUAUUCUUUAACUUCGUUUUUGGCAGGACUGUCAUAAUUUUCUGCUUGUUUUCUACUACACUGCUUAAAAUUAAUCAGCACCAUAGCAAAAUGUAUUCAUGUUUUACUGUAAAACGUAGAUAAAGUUUUGU